AUGUAUUUCGAAGGUGGUAUUUGUGUGGUGAAUCAAUUUGACAUGCGAUUAGAUCCAAUUAAGAUUCCUGUUUUCAAUGGUGAUCCAGCGAAUUGGCUGCCUUUCAAAGAUUUGUUCGAGGCACUAGUUCACAAUCGGAAGGAUCUGGAUUCCAGUUACAAAUUAAGCAAGUUACGCCAACAUGUCAAUGCAGACAGCGUACCAUUGGUCGGUGGACUUUAUACAGGCGGCUAUGAGGACAUGUGGCAGGAGAUGAAACGGCGGUUUGAUAAUCCACGUUUGUUAGUGGAAUCCCACGUUCAGCGUAUACUAAAUUUGCCCAACCAACCCACCGAAUCCCAGAAGGGCUUGCUUCGACUAGUUGACACCGUCCAAAAUGUGAUGCGAGCUUUAAGCGUUAUGGGUCUUCCGGUAAAUCAUUGGGACGCCCUCAUGGUGCCACUUUUGCUACCUAAAUUGCCCACAAUCACCAGGUAUGAGUGGGGGAUGAGCCUUCAGACGAACAACAUACCAAUGUCUCAGGAUUUUUUGACAUUUAUUGAGAAGCGUGCCAACAAUUUGCCUCAAGGAGCUACGAACAGUACAUCAACUUUUCAUCAGAGACCAACCCGUCCCGUUAAGGCUAACGUUGCAACGGUAAACUCAUCUCAGCCGUUACAUUCAGUGAAAGGGAUUACGGUUGUUUGCCAACUUUGCGCUAACGGACACCGAAUACACAAGUGUCAACGGUUCGUUAAUCUUUCCAUACCAGAACGGUGGGAUACAAUUAAGCGGCUUUCAUUAUGUUUCAACUGCCUUGGAAGUGAUCAUGGAUCUCGUGAUUGUACAUCGCGGGAUUGCUUAAGGUGUCAUCAUCGCCAUCAUACGAUGCUCUGCGAAAGCAACGUUGCGAAUAAUUCACCGGCUAUGGAGGAAGACACCAACAGUCACAUAAUCGAUCGGAAUAUAUCCGUGGAUACACCUUCAACACAGGUGCCACAGGUAUACCCACGACAGCAGUGA
Molecule: messenger RNA, 1002 nt
Organism: Bactrocera tryoni
Lineage: Eukaryota; Metazoa; Arthropoda; Insecta; Diptera; Tephritidae
Exons: 1
Coding region: 1-1002 (333 amino acids)
Source: RefSeq, a predicted model, not a curated record